AUGUCUUGUAACGGAGAUUGCGCUAAUUGCCCAAUGAAAGGUUCAUGCAGUUCCGGCAUAGUUCCUGAAGCUUUGAAGGAUAGCAUCAGGAAAGUAGGCGAAGCAAUGGAGCCUGUCCAAUAUAAAAUCCUCGUUUUGAGUGGCAAAGGCGGAGUUGGAAAGUCAACAACAACAUACCUACUUACAAGAAGACUUGCUGCCGAUAUGUCUGUCGGUGUUCUUGAUUUAGAUCUUUGCGGUCCAUCAAUGCCUCUUCUUUUCGAAGCAGAAAACGAAAAAUUACGUCAAACAUCAUUAGGUAUUUCACCAUUAAACGUUGAUGAAAAUAUUAACCUUGUCAGCACACAAUUUUUCCUCGAAAACAAAGAUGAUCCAAUUAUUGCACGUGGUGGUGUUAAAAAUCAGAUGGUUUUACAGCUCUUAUCAGAUGUUGAUUGGAGUGAAGCCGAAAUAAUGCUUAUUGAUACUCCUCCAGGCACUUCUGAUGAACACCUUUCAAUUGUCAGUUUUAUGAAAGAUGCUGGUGUCACAGGUGCUGUCAUUGUUACUACACCAGAAGAAGUCGCAAUUUCAGAUGUCAGAAGAGAAAUCAGAUUUUGCAAGAAAUCUAACAUCCGCGUUCUUGGUAUCAUCGAAAAUAUGGCGUCAUACCAUUGCCCACACUGUGGUAAGGAUAGUAGUAUCUAUCCAAGGACAAAUGGCGGCGCUGAGAAAAUGUGCCAAGAAGAAGGUGUUGAAUACCUUGGUAGUGUACCAAUUGAUCCAACAUUAGUCGCUGGACUUGUAGGAAAGAGUCAUCAAAUCGCACCAACCGUCAAAGAAUCAAUUGAUUCAAUUGUUGGAAAAAUCAUGGAUGCUGUAUCAAAAUAG
Molecule: messenger RNA, 870 nt
Organism: Trichomonas vaginalis G3
Lineage: Eukaryota; Parabasalia; Trichomonadida; Trichomonadidae
Product: NUBPL iron-transfer P-loop NTPase (ParA) family
Exons: 1
Coding region: 1-870 (289 amino acids)
Biological process (GO): iron-sulfur cluster assembly
Cellular component (GO): cytosol
Molecular function (GO): ATP binding; iron-sulfur cluster binding; ATP-dependent FeS chaperone activity
Source: RefSeq, a predicted model, not a curated record